CACUGGUGGUGGGUGGGCACAGGUGGGUGGCACUGCUGGACACAGGUGGGUGGGCACAGGUGUGUGGCACUGCUGGGCACAGGUAGGUGGCAUUUCUGGGCACAGGUAGGUGGAACUGCAGAGUGGCACAGGUGGGUAACACUGCUGGGAACAGGUAGGUGGCAUUUCUGGGCACAGGUAGGUGGCACUGCAGAGUGGCACAGGUGGGUGCACUGCUGGGCACAGGUGGGUGCACUUCUGGGCACAGGUGGGUGAUCUGGGCACAGGUGGGCGGAGCUAGUGGGCGCACUGCUGGGCACAGGUGGGCGGAACUUGCGGGUGGCACUGCUGGGCACCGAUCAUCAGGGCACUGAUCAUCACGUGUCAUUGGACACCGCUGAUCACGUGGUAAAAGGCCGCUGUGAUUGGC
Messenger RNA from Staurois parvus, 409 nucleotides. The record is from the annotation of a GenBank genome assembly. NCBI's taxonomy places the organism in Eukaryota, Metazoa, Chordata, Amphibia, Anura, Ranidae.